Molecule: messenger RNA, 2650 nt
Organism: Folsomia candida
Lineage: Eukaryota; Metazoa; Arthropoda; Collembola; Entomobryomorpha; Isotomidae
Product: long-chain-fatty-acid--CoA ligase 4
Exons: 11
Coding region: 326-2551 (741 amino acids)
Biological process (GO): long-chain fatty-acyl-CoA metabolic process; long-chain fatty acid metabolic process; neuron differentiation
Cellular component (GO): endoplasmic reticulum; lipid droplet; plasma membrane
Molecular function (GO): palmitoyl-CoA ligase activity
Source: RefSeq, a predicted model, not a curated record
AUAAUAUUGAUCGUGAGUUUACUUUAUUUUAAUUAAUUAGGUUUCCCACGUUUUAUGAAUUAGUAAAUAAGUAUAAAGAUUCUUUAGCAAAGAACAAUUUCCAGCAUGAAUGGAUAUGUGCAGAUAUAUACUUAAAUAUGCGUAACGGGUAGUCCGUAUGUACAUAUGCAAACAUGUGCAUAUGUACAUGUGUAUGUACAUACUUCUAUAUAUUUACCUGCUUGGGUAUCAAUUAGUGUGCACCUUCUCACGCUAAUAUUUUAUGUACGGUCUCGUUUCGCGAUAAGAUACUGAAUUUCUGUCGUAAUCGCAGUAAGUUCCAGACAUGGAGAAGAAGAGGUUGAUCAGUAAUGGGGGUUCUCCAGUUAUGGAGUCACCAAAACCAGUUAAAUAUUUACUGCGGACAAAAAAUCUUGGAUUUUUAGGCAACGUGGUGGUCGCAGUGCUCAAUUUUUUCGGUUUCAUACUGGAUUUAUUUUCAUGGGGGGAUUCAGCCCAGGCGGAGAGGAGACUUGCAGCCUCGAAAAGAAUUAAGGCUGACGUAGUUUCCAAAACCAAGGGUUCUAUUACAUUUCGUUCUAACCAAGAGAAACGGGCCAUUCACAAAGAAUUGGACAGUUUAAAUAUCGACACGAUGCAUAAGAUUUUGUCCUUGGCGAUAAGUAAAAACGGAUCAAAACGCUGCUUAGGAACGAGGCAAUUAUUAAGCGAAGAAGAACAUAUUCAGCCAGACGGAAAGUCGCUCAAAAAGCUAGAGCUCGGCUCAUAUAAUUGGCACACUUACGCGGAAGUCGACCAUAUCGCGAAAUCAUUGUCCUUAGGCUUGACAAAUUUCGGAUUAGUGCCACACGGAAAAAUUUGCAUUUUUGCAGAAACAAGAGCAGAAUGGCUUAUCGCUGCUAUAGCAGCGUUUAAAAAUUCUUACCAAGUUGUCACGUUGUACGCCACGUUGGGCGAGGAGGCGGUCAUCCACGCCUUAAACGAGACGGAAUGUCCCGUCGUGCUCACGUCGGAAGAGUUGCUGCCCAAAUUUAGGACGAUCUUGGAGCAGACGCCUCACAUCAAGCAUGUCAUUUUCAUGGAGCAUCAAACCAAGGUGACGAACACUUUCGGUUACAAUAGCCAAGUAGGAAUCCAUCCGUUCAAGAACGUCGUUGAAAUGGGAACGCGACUUGUAAUUAGUGGAACAAGUAAAGAGCUCCGGCCCCCCGAACCGGAUGACGUUGCUAUCAUCAUGUACACUUCCGGCUCGACAGGGGCACCGAAGGGGGUGUUGCUCUCGCAUAGAAAUAUCGCUUCUGCACUUUAUGGAAUUACGGAUGCCUUAGGCGAACCAAGUGACGAUGAUUGCUAUGUCGCCUACCUCCCACUUGCCCACGUGCUCGAGUUGAUCUCUGAGUCAAUCUGUUUCUUCAACGGUGUUCCAAUCGGCUACUCUUCUCCGCUCACACUAACGGACAAAUCGCCCAAAAUCAAAGCCGGUGGUACCGGCGACGCCGGAAUUCUCCAGCCUAGCAUCAUGGUUGCCGUGCCGUUCGCGUUGGACCGGAUUUACAAAAUGAUUUUGGAUCAGGUCAACGAGGGGAGUGCAAUUAAACAGGCCGUGUUCUACUGGGCGUACGAUUACAAGUUGAGGUGGUACUAUAAGGGAUACUCCUGUCCAAAAGUGGACUCCGUAAUUAUGCAGAAAACCCGACAAAUUUUGGGGGGACGGGUGAAAAUUAUGGUUUGUGGAGGGGCACCGUUAUCUCGUGAAACGCAAGAAUUUAUCAAAAAUUGUCUCUGCAUUCCAUUCCUUGGUCAAGGAUAUGGACUAACGGAAACUUGCGCUGGGGGUGCCUGUUCAACAGUCGAGGACAUGUCCGUGGGCCGGAUUGGUCCUCCAUUUCGGUGCUGUGAUGUCCGCCUGAUCGACUGGGAUGAGGGGAAUUACUCCGUCGAGGACCAGCCCUUCCCCAGGGGGGAAAUCUGCAUCGGGGGAAAUAAUGUGGCGUUGGGGUAUCUCAACCAGGAUGUUGCCACCCGGGAAGAUUUUUUCGAGCAGGACGGCACGAAAUGGUUCCGAACCGGAGAUAUCGGGCAGGUCGAGUGGGACGGGAGUUUCCGCAUAAUUGACAGGAAAAAGGACUUGGUAAAAUUACAAAUGGGCGAAUACCUAAGUCUCGGGAAGAUUGAGUCAAUCCUAAAAACGUGCCAGUACAUUGAUAAUGUUUGCCUUGUUGGAGAUUCGUCGAAAAACGUGUGCGUCGCGUUGAUAGUUCCGAACGAAAAACAGAUGAUGGACGCUGCCUUACGCCUCGACAAAUCCAACAUUACUUGGGAGCAGAUGUGUUGCGACGGGCAAAUUGAAGCUUUCUACCUGCAAGAAAUUCAAAAUUUUUGCAAAAUCGCGAAACUCCACCGGUUCGAAGUUCCUGCCGCGAUUAAAAUUUGUUCGGAAAUAUGGACCCCUGACACCGGAAUGGUCACGACUACGUUUAAACUGAGGAGACGAACGGUGGUAGAGAGAUAUAAAGCGGAAAUUAAUCUUAUGUAUGCACGACUGAAAUAAAUUAAUGUUUUAGUGUGAAAUUUAAUAUUGUAGAAUACAUAAAUGCGAGAUUUUGUUGGCAUGGAAAUGAAUAAAUUUCUUGUUGCAAGUGUUACCACA